GUUACUUGAAAUGCAUUAUUGCACAUGUUAUUUGUAGCACAGGAGAACAUCUCACCAACCAACUUACAUAAAACAGUUUUUCUUCUAAAUUUAUUUUUAAAGACCAAUUACGCAGAUUGUGUGUGUGUGCGCAAAAUAUAGUUCAACACUCGGAGAGGUAGAGCAUGAAAACAAAUGGAAAGUGAGAAGGGAUUUUCUAGCUGUUCUUAGGGCAGUGAAAUGGCGCGGUAUCGGAGCGGGGGGUCGGUAGUGCAAUGCCCUGUAUGUUCGCAGGAGAUGGAGAGUUUUGAGAUCAACUUUCACCUGGACCACUGUCUCGGUGUCGGGACGACGACGACGAAUGACUCUGGAAAGGAGGAUGUGGGGUGCAGCCGCCGAGGGGAACCCGGCUGCAAGAAAGCGCGUUGGUCCCCGGCGCCGGGCAAUGGAACGUCGCCCGGGAGCCGGCUCGAGGCCGCUGCUGGGUCCCCGGCGCCGGGCAAUGGAACGUCGCCCGGGAGCCGGCUCGAGGCCGCUGCUGGGUCCCCGGCGCCGGGCAACAGGAGACGGGCCGGGAGCCGGCGCGCGGCCGAUGGAGCGCACCUCACGAGCAGGCGCGAGGCCCGGGCUCCGGUCUUUGCCCUCUUCCAACGGGUGCAAAGACCACCCAUCCCUCAGGCCGCCUCUCCCCCCAGGACGGAUGUGCCGGAGAACCCGGGGCUGCAGUGCACUGCUUUCCCCUCUACUGCACCUUCACAGCCUGCGGUCAUUGUCUCUGAAGCAAGUCGGGAAGACCAGGGGAAGCUGGUGCCGUUGCAGCAACUUGAAGCAAAGCCUCUGGCGGAGAUCAUGAGACCCCGUGUUUUAGCAGAACUUACCGGCCAAAAUAAAGUUUUGGGAGAAAACACGCUCCUGAGGACUCUGCUGGAAUCCCAUGAAAUCCCAUCCAUAAUUUUGUGGGGUCCUCCAGGAUGUGGGAAAACUUCAUUGGCCCAUGUUUUAGCAAACAACAGUAGAAAACAGAGCAGUACAAGAUUUGUCAGUCUUUCUGCUGCAAGUGCAACUGUAAAUAAUGUUCGAGAGGUGAUAAAACAAGCUCAGAAUGAACAAAAGCUAUUCAAAAGAAAAACGAUUAUAUUCUUUGAUGAAAUUCAUCGCUUCAAUAAAACACAACAGGACACUUUUCUGCCUCACGUCGAGUGUGGGACAAUCACACUGAUUGGUGCAACAACAGAAAACCCUUCCUUUCAAAUCAAUGCAGCCUUGCUGAGUCGUUGCCGUGUCAUCGUUCUUGAGAAGCUGUCAGUAGAGGCUAUGGAAACUAUUCUGUUACGUGCUUUAAGCUCCCUUGGGAUCAGUAUACUCGGACAGGAUAAAGAAGCCGACUCUAUGGAUGGCAGCAAAGAGUCUGAGUUUCAGAUUUGUAUUGAACCAAAAGCGGUACAGAGCAUUGCAUACUUUUCUGAUGGUGAUGCAAGGGCAGCUUUAAAUGGGCUUCAUCUUGCAAUUCAGGCAAAUAUUGCAGAAGCAAAAAAGCAACAGAGCAAUAAUGGGCAACAAAAUACUCCAGCAAAGAAGAUUGUUAUUAAAGAAACACAGAUAAAGGAAGGACUUCAAAGGUCACAUUUACUGUACGAUCGAGCAGGUGAGGAACAUUAUAAUUGUAUAUCAGCGCUACACAAAACCAUGCGGGCCUCGGAUGAGAACUCUGCCCUCUAUUGGCUGGCCAGGAUGCUGGAAGGCGGUGAGGAUCCCCUGUAUAUCGCAAGGAGAUUGAUACGAUUUGCCAGCGAAGAUAUAGGACUUGCAGAUCCUUUGGCUCUGACCCAGGCAGUAUCUGCUUACCAAGGGUGUCAUUUUAUAGGGAUGCCUGAAUGUGAGGUUAUUUUGGCACAGUGUGUAGCAUACCUGGCUAGAGCACCAAAGUCUGUUGAGAUUUACAGGGCAUAUGAAGCUGUUAAGGAAUCUGUGAGGAAUCACAAGGGACCCUUGCCUCCUGUUCCACUACAUCUAAGAAAUGCACCUACAAAACUCAUGAAGGAUCUUGGCUAUGGGAAGGGUUAUAAAUACCCUCCAAACGAUAAAAUGGAGGAUGGACCCUGUACAACAAAAGAGUAGAUGCUUUGUCACAGUGGGUUCCUUUUACCACAUCUAAUAUUAACAAAUAAUGCUGUGAAAUAAGUUCUGACCAACAAGAAAAAGAAAGCAUACAGAAUGAACCCUGCUCCUUGAAUUGUCAGCACCUUCUGCCAAUUUCAUACAUAGAGCAAGAUCUUUAUUGAAAUACUAUAAGAUUUAAGAGAGAAGAAUGUAUAGGUCUGAAAUUCAACAGGGAUUCUCCUAGUCUGUUCUAUGCCACUUUUCUGAAUGUACUUUAAGGCAAUAGAAUUCCUUCCCAAUUUGCAACUCUAGGGGAAUGAUGACUAUUUUACUGGAUUCAUAAAGAUAGAUAAAUAACUAAAUUUGUAUUAUACCUCUUAAUUAAAUUACACUGCACUUUCACAGGGUUUUGCUUAAAAUUUGGCAGAGAAGGAGCACGUCAGAACAGGAACCAUUUUCCCUUGAUUCAAUUGUUAUGCACCAUAUUCAUGUGGAGAACAGGGCCCCAUAAAUAACAGAGUUAAUAAGUUUAAUAUAGGGAGGAAAAUAAUUCACCAAAUUGGUUUGUAUUAAUUGCCAGUAAAUUGAAUGCAGGCUAAAUUUCUGUGUCACUGAAAUUUCACACAGAUGUUCAUAGAAGAAAUUUUGUGGCCUUUCUGAUUAAGAAAGCCCAGAGGAGUUAAUGUUUGAAAUGGAAUUUUAGUAUAGCAUGGGUUGCCAUUGACCUUGACCUGUGUGCUGAAUGUUCAUAACUGGGAGCUCUUGGUGUUUCAUUCUCAAAACCAGUAUUUCUUAACUUGACCAGCAAUUUGAUCAAAAAUAUACUAGAUCAGGCUUGUUGAGAUGCGGUAAACUAUUCCCAAUUUUUGGGCUAUGUUGUUGCAGAUAAUUGGCUGCGAGAAUAACAAUCAUUACUGUUCUGUACUAAAUUGUAUGUAUUAUUCUUCAGUGUGUAAAAAAAAGAUAUUUUCCAUUUUUCUAUUUGUAAAAUUUUAAACUUUACAAAUUGUAUGUUUUCUGUAUUGUUAGAUAUAUUUUUGGAAGAAUACAACAAAAGUUAUUGAUGGAAUACUUCUUGGAAUUUGUUUCACAUUUAUCAUCAAGUCUUGAUCUUGCUUCGUUACUAGUUUGUGUUUGAUACAAUUUAAAUGUGAUAUGGCAAUUGGUGAAAUGCCAAAAAUUGCAUCAACAGUAUUGUGUUAAAAGAUAAAUAUUUAUGGUCUGUAUAAAAGUGAUAGAGGAAAUAAGUUGUUGAAGUCCAUCAUAACCUUCCCACAACCCACAUGAUCAGACUUUGCAGGUGGAUGGCGAAGCAUCCAGUAUCCUGCAGCUACAGGACUUCUGUGCAUGUGCACUCAGAUGGCAAAGUCCAGCAACCUCCCAUUACCCAAGAUGAGGAAUUCACAAGGAACAUCCUGCAGCAGGUUAAAUUUGCCACAGGGAGGACUUUGCCAUUAGGUUCAGUGGAGUGAGAUAGCUGAGAGGGAGUUUGGUAAGUAUGAACUGAGUUUUUUUUAAACUCAGAAAUUCAGAAACAUCUAGAACGUUCAGCCUAUGUGACAGUUCCAGGUAAACCAGGAUUGUAGGUAAACUGGCUGUAGAAGUUCUGUACUGAGCAGAGCUUGUUCUGCUCAGCCCCAUGUGAUUGCAUUGUGGCACAGAAGACAUUGCUGUCACUCUAGGCCUCAUGAUGAGGAUUCAGUCAGCUCCAAACCUCACGAUGUGGUUGCCUAGAUUGUGCCAGGUAAUGUUGUUGCUUAUUUGGAAGUGAGCAUGAGCAGCUCACUGUUGAUUGUGAAUUCUAGCCCACUAUACUGGAGAGAAAUGUUACACUUCUGAGUUGCUAGUAAUCUGCUGU
Messenger RNA from Pristis pectinata (smalltooth sawfish), 3937 nucleotides. RefSeq names its product WRN helicase interacting protein 1 (gene wrnip1). Gene Ontology annotation, molecular function: ATP hydrolysis activity; DNA binding; enzyme activator activity. Gene Ontology annotation, biological process: DNA repair; regulation of DNA repair; DNA-templated DNA replication. The record is from RefSeq and is a predicted model, not a curated record. Lineage: Eukaryota; Metazoa; Chordata; Chondrichthyes; Rhinopristiformes; Pristidae. The transcript has 7 exons. Gene Ontology annotation, cellular component: nucleus. Bases 220 to 2097 code for a protein of 625 amino acids.